AACCUAUUCAUUUAGUUGUAACUCGCGUAGUUAGAUUACAACACAACACAACAACGUUAUCCUCCAAGAGGUUAUGAAGCCCUCAUUAAGCUAACGAAAACCGCUGAAAUAACGUGCCAACUACGUCUCCACGUAUCGUUACGCGUGCCUAGAUGUUUUUUAUGAGUGAUUGAACCCAUGGUUAAUCUAAGAUCCGGGGGGACGCCUGACUUAACAAAAGAAUACGUGCCUCCAAGACGGAGAAACGAGAAAACGCCAGAGCAGCAAACGCAAGAUCACAGAUCACUGCCAACGCCAAUAACGAAUCAGAAGGCGGCUCCUGGGGCGUUUGAGCCGGACGACACGAUCGUGGAAGAACGAUCUGACGAGUCCAACAACGAAUACGAAGACCCGGUUGAAGGCAUCAGUGAGAUGUCAGGCAAUGCGGGGGGCCCAAGUGGCCAGAACAACAAUGGCUCUGUGAGUGAGGAGACUCGCAUGAGACUAGAAAUUGCAAGACUCCAGCAUGAAGUCGAGCGAAUGAAGGCAGGCAGGAGUGAAAAUGAAGAGCUCAGUGCAGAUUUGGUGAACUAUCUUCAACAGAAGGGUAGGACAUCUGCAUUGAUGAAGAUCCUUAAUGAAUUCAGGGAUCAAGUAAGGCCUAUAAAGAAGUCUGUUGUACUCACUGGCUCUGCAAAUUACCCUAUGUGA
Messenger RNA from Blastomyces dermatitidis ER-3, 690 nucleotides. RefSeq lists its product as uncharacterized. The transcript has a single exon. The record is from RefSeq and is a predicted model, not a curated record. Bases 178 to 690 code for a protein of 170 amino acids. Lineage: Eukaryota; Fungi; Ascomycota; Eurotiomycetes; Onygenales; Ajellomycetaceae.